UUUGUGCAUUAAAAAGCCUGGGUCACGUGGUUUUAUCACCGAGGCGGAAAUGAAAGUUCUGUAGCGACMACGGCGGAGCACAGCUGACAAAGAGCUGUGAUGCCAUGGCAGCUGCCAGUGUGACCAGACCUGGCAGUGCCCAAACCACUGAAAAGUCCCAGUUAAUCCUGAAAGUGGUGUCAGCGAAGCCCCAGUCUCCAAAACUGCCGAAUCGUCACUCUCGACUCAGCUCGUUUGUUGAGGUGACUGCCGACGGUCUGACGAGUGAAACCAAAAAAACAGGCAAACGCACUGGACACCUGGAGCUGCAGUGGAACGAGGACCUCACCCUUAACGUCACGCCUCAGAGUCAUCUGGAUUUAAAGUUGUGGAGCUGCCACACUUUGAGAAAGGAGCUACUGGGCAGCGCUACCAUAGACCUGCUGGACACACUGCGCACGCACGAUGGCAAAAUGGAGAACGUCCAGCUGAGUCUGGUGCUGCAGACGGAGAACAAAGGCUCAGUUGUAGCAGGAGGGGAGCUUAACGUCUGUCUGGACGGCAUGGUUGUUGAUCUGGGCUCGUUGCCCAAUGGCAGCACAGCAGCAGACAAGAUACUUCAGUCUGACAGACCCAAUCUGAGGAGGACACAGAGUGAGGAAACCCCUAGUCCUGGAUCACACAAUAGAAACAACAGACAUUCAAUGGGGGGUCCACAGGGAGACUCUUUGGGGGGAUCCAGAGAGGGAUCUCUGACCAAUGGGAACCUUACUGAGGAGCAGAUCCCGGGGACCGGCUCAUCUGGUCGACAUCAAUCCUCAAAAAGCCAUAGCAGCCCUGUAAACAUUGCAGACAAAGUUGAGUUGACACCUAAUGGGGUGGAGAGCGGUCAUGGAGUCGUGGCUCGUCAGACACCUCCUCCAUCCUCCCCGUCGGGCCGAUCUCCAGCUGCCAACAGCAGCAGCAACAGCAGUAGCCCCUCUCCUGGUCAGGAUGCUCUGGCUCCAGCCACAGUUAUGGAGCCCAGUCCCAGUGCCACCUCCGGUACGGAGCAGGCAUGCAACAACACAGCAGAGUCCACCACAGACUCACUCCCGGCAGGCUGGGAGCAGCGGGUUUUACCUCACGGCAGAGUGUACUACGUCGACCACAACACCAAAACCACAACUUGGGAGAGACCACUGCCACCAGGCUGGGAGAAGCGUGUGGACCAGCGGGGCAGAUUCUACUACGUGGACCACAACACCAGAACCACGACGUGGCAGAGGCCCACGGCCGAGUCUGUGCGCAACUAUCAGCAAUGGCAAAGCCAGCGCAGCCAGCUGCAGGGUGCCAUGCACCAGUUCAGCCAGCGCUUCCUCUACCAGCCGUCUGGAGCUCCGGUGGAGAAUGACCCGCUGGGCCCGCUGCCUCCUGGAUGGGAGAAACGUCAGGACAAUGGCAGAGUGUACUUUGUCAACCACAACACACGGACAACCCAGUGGGACGAUCCUCGGACCCAAGGGAUGAUCAAGGAGCACCCCCUGCCCCCUGGCUGGGAGAUGAAGUACACCGCAGAGGGAGUCCGAUAUUUUGUGGACCACAACUCUCGAACCACCACCUUUAAAGACCCGAGACCUGGGUUUGAGUCAGGGUCACGACAGGGGGGUUCGCCAGGCGCGUACGACCGCAGCUUCAGGUGGAAAUACCACCAGUUUCGUUUCCUGUGUCAUUCCAAUGCCCUGCCGAGCCACGUGAAGAUCUCUGUGUCCAGACAAACGCUGUUUGAAGAUUCGUUUCAGCAGAUCAUGAACGUAAAGCCGUACGAUCUUCGGCGCCGGCUCUACAUCAUCAUGAGAGGAGAGGAGGGGCUGGACUACGGCGGCAUCGCCAGGGAGUGGUUCUUCCUGCUGUCCCACGAAGUCUUGAACCCCAUGUACUGCUUGUUUGAAUACGCCGGGAAGAACAACUACUGUCUGCAGAUAAACCCCGCCUCCUCCAUCAACCCCGACCACCUCACAUACUUCCGCUUCAUCGGUCGCUUCAUCGCAAUGGCUCUGUACCACGGAAAGUUCAUCGACACCGGCUUCACGCUGCCGUUCUACAAGCGGAUGUUGGACAAGAAGCCGACUCUCAAAGACCUGGAGUCCAUAGACCCGGAGUUUUACAACUCCAUCAUGUGGGUCAAAGAGAACAACCUGGAGGAGUGCGGAGUGGAGCUGUACUUCGCUCAGGACAUGGAGAUCCUGGGGAAGGUUUCCACUCACCAGCUGAAGGACGACGGAGAGAACGAGCUGGUCACGGAGGAAAACAAGGAGGAGUACAUCAGCCUGCUGACGGACUGGAGGUUCACCCGAGGGGUCGAGGAACAGACCAAAGCUUUCCUGGACGGCUUCAACGAGGUGGUUCCUCUGGAGUGGCUUCGCUACUUUGAUGAGAAGGAGCUGGAGCUGAUGCUUUGUGGGAUGCAGGAGAUCGAUAUGGCCGACUGGCAGAAGAACACCAUCUAUAGACAUUACACCAAGAACAGCAAGCAGAUCCACUGGUUCUGGCAGGUUGUGAAAGAAAUGGACAACGAGAAGAGAAUCCGUCUGCUCCAGUUUGUAACAGGAACAUGUCGGCUGCCGGUGGGAGGCUUUGCUGAGCUCAUAGGAAGUAACGGUCCGCAGAAGUUCUGCAUCGACAAAGUUGGAAAGGAGACUUGGCUUCCAAGAAGUCACACAUGCUUCAAUCGUCUAGACCUGCCGCCCUACAGAAGUCUGGAGCAGCUUCGAGAGAAGCUCCUUUUUGCCAUCGAGGAGACGGAGGGAUUCGGGCAGGAGUGACGCAUCGAACAGAAAUUAAACUGCAAAAUAACUUCUGUUAAUUCAACAACAUUUUACCUAUCGAUCUGAUUUUGCCUUUUUUUUGUUUUGUUUUGUUUUCAUUUUGAAGCCCUGACCUGCAGCAGGAUCGUCUUUAUGAACUUAAUUAUUGGAGGAUGAGUGUGUUUGUUUGUGUGAAUGUGAAUGUAUGUGUGUGUGUGUGUGUGUGUGUGUGUGUGUGUGUGUGUGUGUAGUUCCUCGUGUUAAUGCUGUUUCAUCUGCGUGAGUUUGACCGGAUGGCACAUGCACCCCUCCCACAGCUCCACCCCCAGCUUAGAAACCGCACCAACAACCCGACGGCGUUAUAGCCUCAAAGAUGACACAACCGAGCACAGCUCCCCGCAGAUGCAGUAUAACAUGUCUACCAGAGAGAAAACCACUUUUUAACAUUUUAAAGAAAAACAGCAGCGUACGAGAGGGACUGAGAUGUUAUCAGGAACUAGUGCACCUCUGUUACAGAGGUUAGAGAGAGGAGAACUUAUUUUUUAUUUUUCUGUUAAUUGUGGAAGUCGGCGUUUUCUUCUUGUACAGAUCAUAAAUAAAUACGAUUUCAGUUGUAA
Messenger RNA from Austrofundulus limnaeus, 3382 nucleotides. RefSeq names its product WW domain containing E3 ubiquitin protein ligase 2 (gene wwp2). Gene Ontology annotation, molecular function: RNA polymerase II-specific DNA-binding transcription factor binding; ubiquitin protein ligase activity. Gene Ontology annotation, cellular component: cytoplasm. The coding region runs from base 105 to 2783 and encodes 892 amino acids. The record is from RefSeq and is a predicted model, not a curated record. The transcript has 24 exons. NCBI's taxonomy places the organism in Eukaryota, Metazoa, Chordata, Actinopteri, Cyprinodontiformes, Rivulidae. Gene Ontology annotation, biological process: protein K63-linked ubiquitination; negative regulation of transcription by RNA polymerase II; regulation of monoatomic ion transmembrane transport.